AUGAAUAAUGAACCCUUCCUGCGGUACUACUUCUCACACCAAACUAAACCUCAUGGACUCACACCCAAGAUAACGCUACAGGUCUACAUCCACAGACCCAUGACACAACAAUCAGUCAUUGAUUUCCAGCUACCAAUCUUCGCGGAUAACGAAGGUCAUUUAAAUGAAACAGAGUAUAUCAAUUUCAUGUUAGAUUACCAUCAGAUACAGCCUGAAGACUCCGCAAUGCUUAUUCAUGAGAUUUCGGAAUACAUGACGAAAAUACUAACACCCAGCGUUCUCGGCACCAACUUUCAUUUUCAAAUUAAUCUAACACUCACAGACAACAACCCAGAAGCAACUGCAAGGUUUGACGUCGACUUCAUCAUAACUGACCUUGAGGGAACUACUAGACCUCCACUUAUGGGAGAACGUAACGAGACAUGCUCUGUGUGCUUUGAAAAUUUCAACAACGGCAAUUACAUAUGUGCUCUUUCGUGCGGCCAUCAAUUUCAUUUUCCGUGCAUUGGAGAAUGGCUCCGUACAAACAUUAGCUGUCUCCUAUGUAGGGAGACUAAUGUUUAG
This is a messenger RNA of Eruca vesicaria subsp. sativa (arugula), 564 nucleotides long. The record is from the annotation of a GenBank genome assembly. NCBI's taxonomy places the organism in Eukaryota, Viridiplantae, Streptophyta, Magnoliopsida, Brassicales, Brassicaceae.